Trichomycterus rosablanca is the source of this 2865-nucleotide messenger RNA. It is a transcript of the gene vps36, whose product is annotated as vacuolar protein sorting 36 homolog. Gene Ontology annotation, cellular component: ESCRT II complex; late endosome membrane. Gene Ontology annotation, biological process: protein transport to vacuole involved in ubiquitin-dependent protein catabolic process via the multivesicular body sorting pathway. Lineage: Eukaryota; Metazoa; Chordata; Actinopteri; Siluriformes; Trichomycteridae. Gene Ontology annotation, molecular function: ubiquitin binding; phosphatidylinositol-3-phosphate binding. The transcript has 14 exons. The coding region runs from base 35 to 1183 and encodes 382 amino acids. The record is from RefSeq and is a predicted model, not a curated record.
UGAACGAAUCAGUUAACAAAUUAUACAUUUAAUAAUGGACCGAUUUAUGUGGACCAACGGACUCCUGGAGAUGAAUGAAACUCUAGUGAUCCAGCAGAGGGGGGUCAGACUGUAUGACGGAGACGAAAAGGCAAAAAUGGAUGCAGGGGUUGUCCUUUUAACCACGCAUCGUUUACUUUGGAGGGAUCAAAAGAAUCAUGAAUGCUGCAUAUGUAUACCCUUGUCUCAGAUCGUAUUCUUUGAGGAGCAGACAGGAGGCAUUGGAAAGAGUGCCAAGAUUGUUAUUCACCUGCAUCCAGUCUCUCCUAAUAAAGAACCAGGGCCCUACCAGAACAGCAAGUUCUCCCACAUUAAAUUGUCCUUUAAAGAACAUGGACAAAUAGAGUUUUACAGACGUCUGACAGAGGAGAUGACUCAGAAGCGGUGGGAGAACACACCAGUACCACAUCUCAUAAACACAAUAGCAGGAUCAAAGGCAGGAAAAACACGCGCAGUCGGAAUUGUUGGCAUUGAACGGAAGCUGGAGGAGAAAAGAAAAGAGAUGGACAAAAACAUUUCAGAGGCCUUUGAAGAUCUCAGCAAGCUUAUGGAAAAGGCUAAAGAGAUGGUUGAGCUUUCCAGAUCCAUCGCUAGCAAAAUCAAAGACAAACAGGGAGACAUCACAGAGGACGAGACUAUCCGCUUCAAGUCCUAUUUGCUGAGCAUGGGCAUUGCCAACCCUGUAACCAGGGAAACGCAUGGCUCGGGCACACAUUAUCACAUGCAGCUUGCUAAACAGCUGGGAGACAUGCUGCAGGCACCAUUAGAGGAGCGAGGAGGGAUGAUGGCUCUUACCGAGGUUUACUGUCUAGUAAACAGAGCACGAGGGAUGGAGCUUCUCUCUCCAGAUGAUCUGGUCAAUGCCUGCAAGAUGUUUGAGUCUCUAAAACUCCCGCUCAGGCUGCGUGUGUUCGACAGUGGGGUGAUGGUGGUUCAGCUUCAAUCUCACAGUGAAGAAGAAAUGAUUGCAUCUGCUCUAGAUAACGUGUCUGACAAGGGCUCUUUAACAGCAGAGGAGUUUGCAAAACUUUUGGGAUUGUCUGUUCUCCUUGCAAAAGAAAGACUGCUGCUGGCUGAGAAGAUGGGACACCUAUGCCGAGACGACUCUGUGGAAGGGCUGCGCUUUUACCCUAACCUGUUCUGAUGAACAAUUCCGCUGCUUUAUUUACAAUUUAUACUGGACUCUUGUUGCUGAUCUCACAGUACCUCUGUACAGAACACAACACUGUUUACUUGUGGGGUUCAGCUUUAAAAUGGCUCUCUGUCCACUGUUUGGCAGAGGUUAGGGAUGGGCAUGGUUAUUCAGAUAUCUGAAUCAGCUUAGUGUUUGUUUACUUCAUGUAGUAUUAAAAUAUUCAAGCUGAUUUCAAAAGUGAGUCAAGAAGUGAAAUUAAGGACUCAGGUAAAAGCAGACAUGCUAAAUACAUAAAAACAAAAAUGAGUAAGAAUAUAUUAAAGAAUAGUAUGUUACACAGGAUCAGAAUAAGCAGCAGUAUGAGAAAAAAAAAGUAAAUGUAUAUUAAGGUCACAGUGUUUACCAAUUACUAUUAAGAAAACAAAGAUUACCAGUGAAGACAAGGACUCCACAAGACAACUAAAGGUGUUCAGUGGUAUCUGGUACCAGGACGUUACUAGCAGGUCCUUUAACUUCUGUACUUUGCGAGCUAGAUCGUUCUACACUGCAUCCUGGUACCAUUCCUUCCACAGGUAAAUGGCACACAUGUGCCUGGCCUUUCACAUUAUCCUAGAGAGAACAGGAUUUCUCAGACCAGUCUAGACCAGUUCUGAUGCUUGCAUGCCCAUUGUACUGUAGGUGCUUUUGUUGGUGGACUGGAAUGCAAAAAGUAGCCCCAUAUGCUGAAGGGUUGAAUUCAUUUUGUUUUGACAUAUUCACUUCAUCAUCAGUAAUAAAUAGAUCUGAAAUCUGAGCCAGAGUAGCUCUUCUGUUGGUCUGGACCAGGUGCCAUAGCCUUUAUGUCCAACCUGUUGGUGAUUUUUGGACCAAAGGGUGCUCAUCACUGCUGCCAGUGAGCACCACUUGCUGUUUAGGAGAGACAACCAUCUGAGAAAACCAAUCUUCUGGCCUUGUAGGUCUUGCUCAUAUCUGCUGCAUUCAACAUGUGUACUACGACUACAACUCCUAUCAUCCAAACAUUUAAUAUAUUUCUGACCAUGACAUGCACAGUUGUUAUUAAACAGGCAUUGUCAUGCACAUUUUUGGGGGGUGGUCCUAAUGUUUUUGCUCGUCAGUGUACAGUUUAAGACAGUUGCAGUGGUUGCAUUUAUUUGUUUGUGUAUAAAUACAACACAUUUAUAUUUAUAUAAAUACAUUUAUAUUCUACAACAUUAAACACUAAUAAGCCAAAUCUUUAUAAUCACCUUUGACUCACCGGUGCAUGGACUCCACCAGAUGUUCUUCAUCCUCUAGAUGGUAUCAGUUCAACUCCUGUAUGUAUCGCAGUGGCUUGUCCUAAAGUGCAUCCUGGUGACAUCUCUACUCUGGGAAACGAUGCACACGGGCCUGGCUGUCCACAUGGUCUAGGAGAAAACAGAUUUACCAGUUUAUGCAACUGUGCAGCCCCAUACACAAAACGGUUCAAACAUUACCCCCAUUAGCAGUAUUAAAAUUAUUGGUGAUUUUAGCAUCAGUAGCCCUCCUGUUGCUCCACACCAGGUAGAUACGUGAUAGACUUCGCUGUCCUCUAGCAUCAGUAAGUCUUGGAUGCCCAUCACUCUGUCACCAUGCUUUGGUUAUAAUGAUUCAGCCUUUAUGAAAAUCACUCAGGUCUUUAUGCCUGAUCACUUAUUUCACUAAGAUAAUAAAAA